Messenger RNA from Phytophthora sojae, 231 nucleotides. RefSeq lists its product as hypothetical. The record is from RefSeq and is a predicted model, not a curated record. Lineage: Eukaryota; Oomycota; Peronosporomycetes; Peronosporales; Peronosporaceae. The transcript has a single exon. The annotation marks the transcript as partial.
AUGAAUGCCUACUUUGACGAAGUCCCCACCUCCGCGUCACUGCUCAUGCAGUGCGGCUACCGCAGCAAGGUCUGCACCAACCUCCGCGCCACUAAGAUUGACGGAACUCUCCAUAAACUCUGCGAGUUCCACCGCCGCAAGGCCAAUCUGAACCAGCAGCGACUACACAAGCGGAAGCGCGAGAAGCGGUCCGCCCAGCAGCUCUGUGAGCCAAUGAAGGAGGUUGCGCCU